Molecule: messenger RNA, 201 nt
Organism: Dentiscutata heterogama
Lineage: Eukaryota; Fungi; Glomeromycota; Glomeromycetes; Diversisporales; Gigasporaceae
Source: the annotation of a GenBank genome assembly
GCAUUACAGUCCUUAAGUGUUGCUUUGCAAUCAGGACAGCUAGGUCCUCUCCUUACUCAAUUAGGCCUCGAUCCAUCAGCAGGAAGUGGUGUUGAAGCAUUUCUUCGUGCAAUUCAAGAUCAAGUAUCUAGGCAACGAAGAAAUAACCCUGAAGAGGAUAAUGCCGAUGACCAAAGUGGCGAUCGUAUGGAUGAAGAUUAA